CUGAGCCCCGAGCCCCGAGCCCCGAGCCCCGAGCGAGCGCAGCUGCCGCCUUGCGCCAGCGGGUCGCGGACACGCCGCCGCCAGGAAGGCAGCAGGCGCCCAGCAAGUUGCGAGCGCGCCGAUCUGCCCGGGGAAAGUUUCCCCCGCGGCUGGGAGUUGGCGCGGGGUCCGGCCGCUGCAGCUGAAAAGAGUAUCUCCUGAAGUCACCAUCAGAAAGAGCCCUCAAGAGAAUCUGGACACCACUGAAAGGAGAAUAUACCAGUUGAAAGAGGUGGGCAUCUCCUGGACAGCCCUGAGCUUGCAGUGGCAAGAGCCUCUGACAUCAUCGUCAAAGCAACUUGAACCCUUGGAAUUUGGCUUCUAGAGACGCAGUCCUUUCCCAGACGCCAGCCACUCAGGACAAGCUGGGCCAAUAAAAGAAAUAUAUAGCAGCCCCUCUGACCAGGAGACUCCGUCCUGCUUACGCCUGAAGAACUGCCCAGGGAGAGCAUCAUGGAAGGCGACUGUCUGAGCUGCAUGAAGUACCUGAUGUUUGUUUUCAAUUUCUUCAUAUUUCUGGGUGGGGCCUGUCUGCUGGGCCUCGGCAUCUGGGUCAUGGUGGACCCCACAGGCUUCCGAGAGAUCGUGGCUGCCAACCCCUUGCUCAUCACGGGCGCCUACAUCCUCCUGGCCAUGGGGGGCCUGCUCUUUCUGCUCGGCUUCCUGGGCUGCUGCGGGGCCAUCCGGGAGAACAAGUGUCUGCUGCUGUUUUUCUUCCUGUUCAUCCUGGUCAUCUUCUUGGCGGAGCUUUCGGCGGCCAUCCUGGCCUUUAUCUUCAGGGAAAAUCUCACCCGUGAAUUCUUCACCAAGGAGCUCACCAAGCAUUAUCAGGGCAACAACGACACAGAUGUCUUCUCUGCCACCUGGAACUCGGUCAUGAUCACGUUUGGCUGCUGCGGGGUCAAUGGACCUGAGGACUUCAAGUUUGCAUCGGUGUUUCGACUCCUGACUCUGGAUAGUGACGAGGUGCCCGAGGCCUGCUGCCGGAGAGAGCCCCAGACUCGGGACGGGAUCCUGCUGAGCAGGGAGGAGUGCCUCCUGGGAAGGGACUUGUUCCUGAACAAGCAGGGCUGUUACACGGUGAUCCUCAACGCCUGCGAAACCUACGUCUACCUUGCCGGAGCCCUCGCCAUCGGGGUGCUGGCCAUUGAGCUUUUCGCCAUGAUCUUCGCCAUGUGCCUCUUCCGAGGCAUCCAGUAGAGGGCGUGGCCUGAAGACUCACCCCGCCCACCAACUGCCCCGCACCCAAUGCUCUCCCCUUCCCCGACACCCUUCCCCCCUUAAUCCCGGGGGAGGAGGUGAGGCCACUGUGGGUGGCCAGGAGAAGGGGCAAGGGGAAAUAGCUAUUUUUUUAACAAAACAAAAUGACAAAACUAUGGACUGAUGUACUCAGCCUGGAUUCUGGGGUGCGGGCCGUGGGCUCUCUGCGUCCGGGAUGCAGUCUGCACCAGAGACCAAAGGAACACCAGUCCCAGGUCCCCUCCUCGGCCCAGCGGGACUCUGGCAGCCCUGGGCCUGGGUCGUCUCACAGCUUCAGAACCCGGUGCCAAGAAAGGGAGGACUUAGGCAACAAGAAGGCAAAAGGCAAACCUCGGAGAGAGGUCCCCACAGCCCAGGGGCCCCAAGGAGCCUUGGUCACCACGUCCUUGAGAACUCAGCACCUACUCACAAUCCUGGGUCCUGCGGUCGGUGGAAUUGCCCCUGCUCUUGCUCAGGCUGAGGGUGGGCUGGGGACACUGGAUCCAAGAAUGGCCCAGCCGGUGGGGUCCUUGCUUUCCCCAGCUGUUGGACUAAAUAAUCUGGAAGGCCCAGAGUCUCACCCACAGUCACGCCGCACAUGCAUGACAUCCUGAACAAGCACUGGGUUGUCUCCAGGCUGCCUGACACUCCGUCCAGCAGAUCUGCUGCUCACACCCCUCCCUGGCCUUGGCAGCGUGGUCUCCCCAGGAGGGGAGGGCAGGCAGGCCAGGAAUGGUCUCUUCCCAGUUCCACAGCUAAGAAAAUUCCAGACUGUCCCCCCUGCCCUCCCUCCCACCUCCUCACACUUCUCAGCCCCCAGGAGCACACGUACACGCACCAGGGUCCCUUUUCCAUGCUACCCAUCUCCCCUUGUAAGCCCAUCCCCUUCCCUGUUCUCCACCAACUCCCUGGCUCCCAGGGCCGGAAGGAGCCCCCACCCCCGAGAUCACCUGGUUCUCUCCUCCCCUAGAACUGUGGCCUGGAUAUCUUCUGUAAGACCACUGCCGAGAUCUCCACCCUCUUCUUGCACACCUCUGGGGACGGGGAGUUUACUACCUCCCAGGACAGCACUCUGCCUCUGGGCUGCUGGCCUGAGCAUCAGCUUAAUAUACAGGAGAGACUUCUGUUUUUCCAUGGUUCCAUCCAAGGCGUAGCCCUUGCUCCUUAAGUGUUAAGGCUGCCUGUUGUCUCCAGGCUAAAGAACUCCAGGGCAUCUCAUAAUUUCUGCCGUGCCAUGGACUCCUGUCUCUUCACCAUCCAUAGCACAUUCCUGAGGGCUCCCUGCAGGCUCAGGCAGGAAGAGGUUUUCCCACAGACUGACACCCACACGGCACCCACAAAUCAGCCCCUCAUCACACAGACCUCAAAUUCCAGACCAGCGCUGGCACCUGGAUUGCAAGACGCCUCAACCCUGACGGUCUGGGAGGUCUUGAUUUGGGGGAGGGAUGGGCUGGCGGAGGCUGUGCAGGGGAUCCGAGGCUUGGGCUGGGCCCAGGGGGAGAGGCAGUGCAAUCCAUUAGUGAUGUCUGCCAGGCACCUGGAGCUUGAUUAGUGCUGUCUGCCACAGGUGUGGGAGAGGGAGGGGUGGUACCGUGCCUGACCUGCUCUUCUCCGUCUCUUCAGGGCCCAGGCCAUGGCCUUGUGGCAGCUUCCCAUCUCCCCUCCUGCUUUCCAGCCACUCCUGGGGAGAGCAGUGGCCCAGAGCCCAGCGCUGCCCUGCUCUGCCACCUGCCUUCUCCUGAGGUGCAGCCAGAGCUCUGUGCCUGCUGUAAAGAUUGGGAUAGACCUCCCAUUUCUCCCUUUCCACCUCCCACCGUCCUUCUGUCCCCACCAACUGGGUCUUUCCAAGUUUCCUGGAACAGCCUGCCCUGGUGACUCCGUGAUGCCACAAGCUCCCUAGAAACUGGGCAUCCCGGGAUCCAAGGGGCCCGCAGCUGGCACCCCAGCCCAGCCUGAGGAGGGCCUGCCCUUCAAGAUCCACCAGCUUCUUGGAACAGUCAACUGGCUGGUCUGAGGUUGAGCGGGGGAGAAGAGGUCAAAUUGGGCAGCUGUGUGGCAGGAGCCCAGGGCGGUGCAGGAAAACCUGGGGUCUGGGAGGUAAGGAGCACAGGCCUGGCACGGCAACACCGCUCCUCCAGCCUCUUCCCCUGCACCUGUUCAGGGCCCCACAGUGGUUUGAGGGGAAGGUCACGGGGAACCAUCCGGCUGAGCGGCUCACGCACAGACGUGAGGCUCUUUCGUCAAGGGCUUUCCAGAAAGGUAGCAAAGAAUACUGAACCUGACCCCCUCCCUCCCAUCCCCUGGGCACACUCUGAGGCUGGAAAGGGAAAGCAGGACACUUGCUCAGGCAGGUAGCUAUUUGCAAGGCUGCCAGUGGCUGUUCUGAGGCACGGGGCAAGGCUGGGUGGGGCAUGGAAAAAGAAAGCCCUGCCCCAACCCAAGGAGCCCGCUUGGCCUCAUCUCGGCUGGGCUGGGCUGGUCCAGGUAGAGCCCACACGCUAUUGCUGGGGGCGGGU
Molecule: messenger RNA, 3794 nt
Organism: Pteronotus mesoamericanus
Lineage: Eukaryota; Metazoa; Chordata; Mammalia; Chiroptera; Mormoopidae
Gene: TSPAN18
Product: tetraspanin 18
Exons: 11
Coding region: 493-1239 (248 amino acids)
Cellular component (GO): plasma membrane
Source: RefSeq, a predicted model, not a curated record